Messenger RNA from Hyla sarda, 2941 nucleotides. RefSeq names its product regulator of G-protein signaling 9-binding protein-like. The coding region runs from base 356 to 1153 and encodes 265 amino acids. Gene Ontology annotation, cellular component: neuron projection. Gene Ontology annotation, biological process: G protein-coupled receptor signaling pathway. The record is from RefSeq and is a predicted model, not a curated record. Lineage: Eukaryota; Metazoa; Chordata; Amphibia; Anura; Hylidae. The transcript is spliced from 3 exons.
UUCGAGUUACACCUCAGCGACCGCACAGAUAUACAAAGUCCUCUACUGGUCGCCAAGUGGUUAAUAGCACAACAAUUACGUCUCUGCUGGUAAAUUACAUUUCGGAUCCCAGUUCCUCCCGGAUGCAUUGUCCUCGCUUAGAACGGUUCACUUUCCCAAAACACACACACUGAAUGUUCCAUCGGAUAAUCAUCAAGCAGAUGCGCCUCCAGCAAUACAACAGUCAAGCCCGCCAAUUGGAACAUCUCAGCAACAUCUUGGGAUGUGAAGAAACCUUGACGUCUUACCUCCGAAAAAAUAUGUUACGGAAAAAAAUCUGCAGUGCCCCCUAUGUCAGGAAAGGUACACAUUAAGCAUGUCAGCCCAGGAAGGUGCCAGCCCGGCACCGCCUCACCUGCACCCCGUCAGCCGAACGUUAACCCUGCGCGGCAAACGCGGGCACUCGGCGGAGAGCGGCAGCCGCGGCGCGGUCGCCGACUGCAAGAAGGUUCACAGCUCGUUGAAUAAGGUGACGGCCUGCUACCGGCAGCUGGUGAUGUGCGUCGGGGGAGCGUCGGACUGUCCGCGCCUACGGGAGGAGCUGGAGGAGAGCAGGAAGAAGGCCUUCGAGAUGAGCACCGAUCUGAUGAACACAUUGAUGGUGCAGCUGAUGGAGCAGGACGUGUCCCAAGAAGAUCGAGUGGAGCUGGAGCGGAUCUGGGUCCUGUUCCUGUCCACCCUGGAGCUCUUCCAGCAGGACCUGUGUAAAGCGCACCACCUGUGCCAACUCUUCUCUCUGCACGGCCGACGAAAGAGACUGGUCAACACCGGGGUCACAGGUAAAACGUCGGAGGUGGCAUGUCGCGCGCGCAACAUAAAAUCACCCAGCAGCAGCAGAGUGCGGGAGAACCAACAAAGAUCCGAGAGACCCUGCUCCCCGGACCUGGCGGGUCAGAUCGAACACGUGGAGAGGAUGCUUCACGACAUGCAGAUGAAAGUCAGCAUUCCAAUAUGGACAGUGGAGGCCACCGAGGAGGCCUGGGCAGAGAUGAGCUCCACCUGCGACCUGGACGAGGGCUCAGACAAUGAAAUACUGGCGGGGGAAGAUAUCUCCAGCAGGGGGUGUUGUGCUCAAAGGCAAUCGCUGGCUCGGCCUCUAUGUAUGGUCUCCUAAUCUACAAUUGGGUUCUCAACCAGCCCGCGCCCACAGUUGUGUGACUACCAUAGGAAAGCCUGACGGGUUUCGCGAUGGACGCCUGCGUUCUCAGGUGUAAUGAUAUCAGAUCAGCAGAUUCGGGGUCCGCACGUCUACUCGCACGUACGGAGAUGUUUGAGGCCCGCCUCACUGGUUAGGACUCCGGGCGGUGCAGAAUUUCGAUACCUUCUCAUUCUAAGCAGUGCCGAAGAUACUAGUGUUCAUGGCCACCCAACGGGACAUUCGCGACGGAGAGAUGGUCCUAUAUUGUGAGGACAAUCGUACAGAACUGUACACGCCAGUAUAUAAUCACUGCCUGGGAUCGUGGUUUUUACUUUUUGAGUGGACAAUGUAAUUACAACGCAUGCAUGGAGUCUUCCUCAGGGUCCGUACAUAUUGAAGAAACAGACAUUACCAGUCUGUUUCCUUAAAGGGGUACUCCACUGCCCCAGUGUUUGGAACAUUUUGUUCCAAACGCCGGGUGCGGGCUGUGGGGGUUGUGACAUCACGCCACACCCCCUCAAUGCAAGUCUAUGGGAGGGGGCGUGGCGGCAUAGACUUGCGUUGAGGGGGCGUGGUGUGAUGUCAUGAGGGGCAUGGCCGUGAUGUCACGACCCUCACAGCCUGCAGGGCCACACCCCCUCCCAUAGACUUGCAUUGAGGGGGCGUGGUGUCACGAGGAGCAUGGCCGUGACGUCACGACAGCCUACAGGACAACACCACGCCCCCUCCUAUAGAAUUUCAUUGAGGGGGUGUGGUGUGAUGUCACGAGGGGCAUGGCCCCGACGACACGACGCUCGCAGCCCGCAGGGCCACACCACGCCCCCUCCCAUAGACUUGCAUUCACGAGGAGCAUGGCCGUGACAUCACGACCCCCACAGGGCCACACCCCCCCUCCCAUAGAAUUGCAUUGAGUGGGCGUGUCCAUGGCAUCACGAGGAGCAUGGUGUGAUGUCACGAGGGGCAUGGCCCUGACGACACGACGCUCGCAGCCCGCAGGGCCACACCACGCCCCCUCCCAUAGACUUGCAUUGAUGGGCGUGGCGUCACGAGGAGCAUGGCCGUGACAUCACGACCCCCACAGGGCCACACACCCCCCUCCCAUAGAAUUGCAUUGAGUGGGCGUGUCCAUGGCAUCACGAGGAGCAUGGUGUGAUGUCACGAGGGGCGUGGCCGUGAUGUCACAACCCCCCGCAGUCCGCACCCAUUGUUCGAAACAAAAAGUUCCAAAUGCUGGGGCAGUGAAGUACCCCUUUAAUGUAAAGGGGUACUCUGCCCCUAGACAUCAUAUCCCCUAUCCAAAGGGGCCGGAGGAUCGUGACGUCACGCCCCGCUCCCUCAAUGUAAGUCUAAGGGAGGUGGAAGGGCAGCUGUCACGCCCCCUCCCAUAGACUUACUUUGAGGAGGCGGGCCGUGACAUCACGAGAGGGUGGGGCCGUGAUGUCACAAUCCUCCGGCUCCUGUAUCCCCAGUCAUCAGGCAUGGAGCGAAGUUCGCUCUGCGCACAAGAUGAUGGGGGGUGCUGCAGGAGACAUUGCGGGGGUUCCCAGCAGCGGGACCCCCCGCGAUCAGACAUCUUAUCCCCUAUCCUUUGCAUAGGGUAUAAGAUGUCUAGGAGCGGAGUACCCCUUUAAUCACUGAAGCAAUUCAUGGCUUGCAAUCCAUAUCCCCUCAUCCGUACGUGGAAACAUUAUUUUUGUGUCUGUGUUGACAGGAAAUGUUCCCCCAUUACCGUAAAGUCUCAUAAAAUAAACAAUAUAAAAAUCA